GGGUUCCGCUUCUGUCAGCCAAGAACAGGAAUCUGAGGCUAUCAUGGGCACAGAUUCACCCAAUUAAAUACUGGAAAAAGACUGGGUGUUUUUUCUUCCUAAUCUUCAACUGCAUAGUCUGGGUGAGUCUGUGCCCAUGAUAGCCUCAGAUUCCUGUUCUUGGCUGACAGGAGUGGAACGUUGAUGUGGUUUUCUGCUGUUGUAACCCAUCCACCUCAAGGUUCGAUGUUUUGUGCAUGCUGAGUUGAUUAGACUUUCUGCUCACCACGGUUGUAAUGAGCACUUAUGUGAGUUACUGUAUGCUUCCUGGCAACUCAAAAAAAUCUGGCCAUUUUCCAAAAAAGGCGUUUCCACGAACAGAUUUGUUGCUCACUCAGGGAUUUUUAUUUAUUUAUUUGUUUUUUAUUGCACCAUUCUGUAUAAACUCUAGAGACUAUUGUGUGUGCAAUUCCCAGGAGAUCAGCAGUUUCUGAAAUAACCGGCAAUGACACCAAGACACACAGAUCAGUUUUUCUUCAUGUUUGAUGUCAACAUUACCCAAAGCUCUUGACCUGUAUCUGCAUGAUUUUUUGCAUUGCGCUGCUGCCACAUUAUUGGCUGAAUGUGCAGGUGUACUGGUGUUUGCACCCAGCAAAACAAAGCCAUUUCACGAUAACUGCACUCUUCAGGACUGUAGCAGGAAGAAUCUUUGUGUCAGAAAACAAAACCCUUUGAAAAGAGAAAAGGGAGUGUUUCAUCUCACCUGGUUACUCAUCAGAUUGGCCUAUUGUUAAACUAGCUCCAUUUGACAGAUAAUCAUAUUUAUUUGUAGGCCUAUUUUCAAAGAGUCAGACAUGGCAUUGCAUGCCCUUUAAUAUUAAUUCCUAUUUCACAUAACAUGACGGGACGGUAUUAUAUUCACUACCAGAGUUAAUCACUUAUGCUUAGCCCCACCUUAAACAGCUAAACAGCUCCAUAUUUUCAUCCAAAAAUCUUUCCUUUUAGUCUCUUACUGGGUUCUCUCUUAAUUUAUUUUUCCCCUUAGUACGACCUUUGUAACAGAUGGCGAUUGCAUUUGUGUUUUUUUUUUUUGCCUUUGUCUUUCUUUGGCAUUGUGCUCUGCAUGCUGCAAAGACAAGGGGUAUGUGGAUCUGACUGCAUGUAUAAAGAGAAGAAAUCAGGAGAGAGAGAGAGAGAGAGUGUGUCUGAGAGAGAGAGGGAGCAUGACGGAGGAGACUACGCCUCACACAUCCCCUCCCAUCCCUGUCUGCAGCGCCAGACAGCAUUGCACCGGCUACUGUGUAGGCUGAAUGGAGGCUCAGGCAGACUCCAGUGCUGCAGAGCCCAACCGACAGAAAGACUUUCAGAAACUUCUCAAGUCGUCAAGCUCUGCUAGUCUCACUUCUGAGGCGUCUCACAAUGCUGCAGGAGAGCAAGUCGGGACCCCCGGGCACCACUGCAGCCAGGUCCUGACCGCAGAGAGACGGCAGCCACUGAGCAGCGUGUCCUCUCUAGAGGUUCACUUUGAUCUGCUGGACUUGACAGAGUUGACUGACAUGUCUGAUCAAGAGCUGGGAGAAGUGUUUGCUGAUUCAGAUGAAGAGAAUCACAAUGAAUUGCCAGCAAAUCAUCAGCCGCCAUUGCCUCGUUUCCCUCAUGGCGGUUAUGUCCGCUCGCCCUCCUGGACCCGUGGGUGCAAAGGGGAGCAGCAACCCAGAGACAGGAAGCAUCACAGCGACUCAGAGAACACUGAGCCUUUGCUAAAGAUCGAGCGUUCCCAAUCGCAGCAGCCCUGAGCCACGGUCAGCUACGUGGGCUCAGCGAGGACGUGCCGUCCUUGCCUGGGGGAUGAAGAUUCCUUCCCAAGGAAGUGAUGAGGGAUCU
Ictalurus furcatus (blue catfish) is the source of this 1863-nucleotide messenger RNA. It is a transcript of the gene dbndd1, whose product is annotated as dysbindin domain containing 1. Gene Ontology annotation, cellular component: cytoplasm. The transcript is spliced from 4 exons. The coding region runs from base 1290 to 1775 and encodes 161 amino acids. Gene Ontology annotation, biological process: negative regulation of protein kinase activity. The record is from RefSeq and is a predicted model, not a curated record. Lineage: Eukaryota; Metazoa; Chordata; Actinopteri; Siluriformes; Ictaluridae.